CUCGCUCGCUGUUUCCUUCACCCAGGCCGUCGCUGCCUCGCCCGCUUUCCUGUCGCUCUCUCGCCGCUGCUCCCGCCCUCUCACCACUCCCACCACCACUGCUCCCACUCACUACCAUGCUCGGAUCUGCAUAAUCCACCACCAACACAGCCCAAGCCCGGCCGUCGCCACACCACCCCGGGUCCUGCUGUUCCAGCCAGCACACCACCGUGAACCUUAACAGACGCCGCCGCCCGCGCAUAAUUCCUCGACUUUUGCCUCGACACCUCGUUUCACCGCGCUCGCAUGACGACACCGUGCCGUCUGCCGACCCUCACUUCAUGACAUAUCCCGCCCGAACACUCGAAACCGCUCACCACAUCCGCCAUGGUUAAUCGGCCAGAUCGCCCGGGCGGCCUCGACUUCCGCUCGCACACCUUCGACUCUCCGCACAAUGGCAGCAUGAGCAAUCUCUCGCUGCACGACCUCCCCAGCCCGCGCGCCGGCGAGGUGCCGCCCGCGCUCUCCCCGCUGGACGCUCUCGCACUGCAAGGACGGCUGCUGGCAAAGAGAUUUGAGCAGGAGGAAAGAGCCGGCCGUCGCAUCAGUCGAUUGGCGCCGCUCACAAUCCAGAACGAGUUCGGCAACCGCUCGGGGUACUUCUCUUCGCUUUCGAACUCCACCGUCGGCUCGCCCAACGAGGAACCUGCGCCUGCGAGCCCGCGCCAAAACCAGCCCUCCCCACGCGAGCACGUCUCCGGCGACCGCCACAAGUCGUUCUACCCUCAGCUUGACGGCGAUCAGUUUCAUUAUGAACCACCGCUGCCGUACAGGAACAACCUCCCCCCGAUCGGGGAGGCGAAUCCAGUCACGUCUGCGCCACAGGGCUACUUCGAUAUCCCCAGGACACACUCCCCAGAGCCAGUCGAGCCCCGCAUUGGAUUGCAGGAGGCCACUCCCGUUUCGCCAAAUAUGCCUCGCUCGAACUCACAGCCCUUCCAACGCCCGCCUGUGAAGAAACAGCAAUCCCUGGAUGUUCUUCCGAGGAGACAGCCAUCUCAGCCCGGACUUCUCCCUCCGCGGUCUCCAGGAUCGCAGCGCUCCCAGCGCUCGCCGAGGAUGUCGCCAAGCAUCAGAUCGGUUCCCGGUGAUAGCGCGGAUGAGGUGGAAGAUAUGUCGCUCGGUGGCUCGUACGAUUCCAUUCAAGCGAGGAAUCUGUCGCCGAGCUCUAGCCUGUCCAGGUCGCAUUCCCCCUUCACGCCUUUUACGAAUCCUUCCAUCCCUCGCUCCCCAUCGCUGUCUUCGGAGUACUCCGUUGGCGGUCACCAACUUCCACGUCCGGCCUUCAAUUUCUCCAGACCAAUGAGCAGAAGCAGCAUAAGCAGACCAUCCCUUGACGUAAGGCCCUCCUUGGACGCCCCAUCAAGGCAGGCUUCCGAUGAGAGCGCGUUUAUGAGGCCCUCAUUUGACAGCCACCCUGCUCGACAAGACUCUGUUGAAAGCCCCGUCACCAACUACACCAGCGACCUUGUUCACACUCCUGUGAGCAUGACGAGCGAGGACUUCCGCCGAUCAACAGACUACUCCAAUCCCGCAGCAACUUACACCUACACCAAGUUUAGCCUUCCUCGGGGACGGAAGCUCGACCGCCAGUCAAUCGGUAUCGAGGACUUCUUGAACAGCCAGAUCAGCUGGGAUAAACCCAAGAAUAAGCAGCGCGCACGGCCUCCUUCGCCAGAAUCGCCUCCCCGUUCUUUUGACCAACAAAGGCCGUCAUUCGAACCAGCAUCGACUCGGAGCACGUCGAUGGAGCGGGGCGCGCCCUCCCUCACAUCCAGUAACAGCACCGUUCGCGGAUUGCCAACUGGAGCGGAGCAAAUCACAGCGCAAGAGCACUGUGAUAAGGGCAUUGAACUUCAUGAAGCCGGCGAGCUUAUGAAGUCCACGUACCACUUCCGUCUCGCUGCCCGUGCUGGUCUUCCUGAAGCCAUGUUCUGGUAUGGCCUCGCGUGCCGCCACGGCUGGGGCAUGCGCGAGAACAAGACUGAAGCCUUCCAAUGGCUGCGUCGUGCUGUCGACUCAGGUCAACUAGAAGUCGCAGAAGAUGAGGACCAGUUGAAGCAUGGCCAAUCAACAGACCUUUGCAAGAAGAAGCAGCAUCGGGCACAAUAUGCCGUUGCUAUCUAUGAGCUUGGAAAGUGCUACAUGAAUGGCUGGGGUGCGGCACAAGACAAGGCUCUCGCCUUGCGUUGCUAUGAAAUCGCCGGAAAUUGGGGUGACGCUGACGCCCUUGUGGAGGCCGGUUACUGCUAUGCGGAAGGUGUGGGCUGCAAGAAGGACAUGAAGAAGGGAGCCAAAUUCUACCGAGCCGCUGAAGCGAAAGGUGUCAGCAUGGUUGGCAAUAGCUGGAUUUACAAAGACAAGUAUAUGGACGAAGGCUCCACCGUAUCCGACUCUCGAUCAGUCCGCUCCGGUCGCUCGGUGAAGAAAGAUACCUCUGAAAAGAAGGCCCGCGACAAGAGCCGGACACGAACCAUCUUCGGCCGGAAGAAGAGCUUUGCCACUUGAAGCGUCCGGUGUGAAAACUU
Molecule: messenger RNA, 2567 nt
Organism: Trematosphaeria pertusa
Lineage: Eukaryota; Fungi; Ascomycota; Dothideomycetes; Pleosporales; Trematosphaeriaceae
Exons: 2
Coding region: 367-2547 (726 amino acids)
Molecular function (GO): protein binding
Source: RefSeq, a predicted model, not a curated record